Molecule: messenger RNA, 2322 nt
Organism: Closterium sp. Naga37s-1
Lineage: Eukaryota; Viridiplantae; Streptophyta; Zygnematophyceae; Desmidiales; Closteriaceae
Source: the annotation of a GenBank genome assembly
AUGGCGCGUCAGGAACCACAGCAGGAGCAGGUGGCGGCGCUGGAGGAGUCCACUGCCCGCACGGUAUCGGCACCUCGCGCCCACCGACGAAGAGGCGAGGGAAUGCGCCCGCGGACGGACCAGCCUGACGAAGGGGGGGGUUACGGGGAGAAACAUACGGAGGUGCGGGGGACACAGGGGGUGAAGGUGGCUGGUGCUGCAACGGCGGCUGAAACCAACGAUGGGGAGGCGGGUGAGAGGGCGGGGGCUGCGGGGGCUGCGGGUUCUGAGGCGGCGGUGGCGGUCGCAGAGCCUGGGGCGGCGGCUGGUGGGGGUGCGCCUGAGGUCGCCACGGCUGUUGAGAUGACGGUGGGGCGUGUGGCGGACCCGGGCCGGGCUGGCGGGACUGCCGCCGCCGCUCACGUCGGCUCAUCUUCACCCUCUGCCACCCGGACCGCAUCUCGGCUUGCUGAGGGGCGGGGGCCGGUCGCGGAGCAGGGACAGUCGGGGGAGGUGGGACUGGCGGAAUCCCCGGCAUCGGUGGCUGCGGCUGAGAUCGCUGCGGUUGUGACCGCUGCGGCGGGGGGACGGGAUAGGGAGGCGGGCGGAGUGGAAUUGACGGCGGCCGCUGCGUCCGACGGAACGUCUGCUGCGGACGAGGGCGCAGGCACGCAGGGGCACGGCCAGGCGGGGGACGGUAGACAGGACCGCGGGAAGAGCGUCGCUGCUCCCGUCGCCCGCGGGAAGAAGGGGAAGAAGCCGCGCGCCCAGCCAGCAGCGAGGCGGCCCGGAGCAGGGCUGGGGCCUGCAGCGACGGUGGUGGCGGCCGCAGCAGAGGAGAUCGCACCUCCGCAGACUGGCACCAGGCGCUCGACAAGGCUGGGGCCUAUCACCUGGGGCCCGCCACGUGGCGGACGUACACCGUGGAUGCCGGCGGGCCGAGGGGCAGGCAACGUGGCGGCGGGAAUCACUGGCGGCACUGGAAGGGGAGCGCGCGGAGGCCUGCGCGGAGGACUGUGGGGGGGACGGGGAGGGCGCAAUCCGGUCGUCAGAUCUGAUGUGCCUGUAAGGACUGGCCCUUGGCGGGAACGCCACGAUAGGCCGGAAAUACUGGAGGCCGGGGCGAAUGAGGAGCGAGACGCAUUUGACAACUGCAGAGAUGACCCAGAGUUUAUGGGUGGUGAGGAGGAGGAGUCCGAGGAAAUCUCUUUGGAUGAGGAGCAUGAACCGGGCAGGAGAGCCACACAGAGUCGAGGGGGUGCAGCGGCAGGGGGAAAUAUCCAAGAUAAUCCGGGGGGGGGAGAACAACCAGCUACGGAGGACACUGAUGUGCCAUCCCCUGCCGACCUGGCUGGCGAUGACGCCAUCUGGCUGGCUGCAGGGGCAUGGAAUGUGCACAUCCUUCAGAAGGGGGAACAGCCUUUCCUGGUCCGCCGCUUACCACCCCAGAUUCUGGACAGAUACACUCUGUGCAUGCUGGCCGCACUUCAUCGCCUGGACAAGAACCCGAGCUGCCUAGGUGGCUGGUUGGUGCUUCAAUUCCUACCGAGGCUCACGCUCAGGCCCGCUCCCGAACCUGUUACUGGGAGCCGCUGGACACACAUCGAGGCGCGCCUUCACAAAUUUCAAAAGGGCGAGUGGGUUGACCUUUACGAGGAAGCCGGGGUCAUCCCCGACAUAGGAGGGGCCGCCGGCAGCAGAGCGGGAGCCGCCGGGUCCGCGCCAGGAGGCGCAACCAUCAGAGCCGGGUCGACAGUGGUGGCGGACGCCGCCUUCGGGGAAGAAGCAGACGCCGGCGCAGGCACGUCGGGGACAGAAGCGGCCGGUGCAACGAGUGCGCCAAGGGCAGGAACAGAGCGAGCAGCAGCUUCCCCAGCAGGCGCAGACGCCACCGGCGCAACCACGGGAGCCAGGGGCACGGGAGCAGCAGGCGGAGCGGGCGGAGCUUCAACAGGAGCAGACGGGCCAGCCUCUACCACGCCAAGGGGAGCCGCGGGUGCGGGGGGAAGAGUCUUUUCAGCGUCUGCUGUCGCGGCAAGCGGGGUUGGCGGAGGUCCAGAGAACGGAUACCAGGCAGCGGCAAGGGCAGCUUUAACCAACUUAGACACAGCUAAUGAGGAUGACGAGCGGCAGGAUCCCUCUUAUAGGGAAGAAGCAACACCUGAUAGCGAGGGCGAAGAGACAGAGGAGGAGGAAGGUGGGGCGAGGGAGAACCCUGGGAGAAUGGAAGCAGUGGAGGAGCAAGCACGCGUGGACACGCCCCAGGAGACACGCACACCGCCCGAUGCCGAUGACGGAGGAGCUUCCAACCUCCGCCUCCCAGGCGCGAGCUGGUCGUACUAG